This is a messenger RNA of Solanum tuberosum (potato), 1658 nucleotides long. RefSeq lists its product as uncharacterized. The transcript is spliced from 7 exons. The coding region runs from base 185 to 1273 and encodes 362 amino acids. Lineage: Eukaryota; Viridiplantae; Streptophyta; Magnoliopsida; Solanales; Solanaceae. Gene Ontology annotation, molecular function: glycosyltransferase activity. The record is from RefSeq and is a predicted model, not a curated record.
GAGAGGCGUGAGUGUUUUUAUUUAGGAAAUAUAGUCAACGUUUUUGUGUGAGAGAGGCUCCACUUCCUUCCCACACCAACUCCCUACCAGCUGAGCAGGAGAAUACUUUGCUACCAUCUUCCUUCCUUUCAGUAUAAUAUACCCGUUUCAUCGAGUAAAAGUGGAAGUUGAUUGAAGAAGAAAAAUGGGUUGGGGGAAAAUGUUCUUCACAGUUGUGAUUACGUUUUCAGCAGCAUUAAUCACAUACAACAUUCUCAUCUCAGCAAAUGCUUCUUUCAAGCAAGAAUUUCCUGGUCCAUCUUCAGCAAAAACGUUGUUUUCUCAAGAUCCAAUUAUCAAGAUGCCAUUAGAGAGAUCAAAUAACAACAACAAGAAGAAGAGGUUGUUUCAUACAGCUGUUACAUCUUCUGAUUCUGUUUAUAACACUUGGCAGUGUAGGAUUAUGUAUUACUGGUUCAAAAAGUUUAAAGAUGAACCUAAUUCUGAGAUGGGUGGCUUUACAAGGAUCUUACAUUCUGGAAAAUCAGAUAGAUUCAUGGAUGAGAUCCCUACUUUUGUUGCUCAACCACUUCCUUCUGGAAUGGAUCAGGGUUAUAUUGUCCUCAAUAGACCAUGGGCUUUUGUUCAAUGGCUCCAACAAGCACAAAUUGAAGAAGACUACAUAUUGAUGUCAGAACCAGAUCAUGUUAUUGUCAAGCCCAUCCCUAACCUAUCUAAAAAUGGACUUGGAGCUGCAUUUCCUUUCUUUUACAUUGAACCCAAAAAGUACGAGUCUGUACUAAGAAAGUUCUUCCCUCAACAAAACGGACCUAUAACCGAUAUUGAUCCCAUAGGAAAUUCACCUGUCAUUGUUAGCAAGGAAGCUUUAAAGAAGAUAGCUCCCACAUGGAUGAAUGUUUCUUUGGCCAUGAAAAAGGAUCCUGAAGCAGACAAAGCCUUUGGUUGGGUGCUUGAGAUGUAUGCCUAUGCAGUUGCAUCUGCUUUGCAUAAUGUCGGUAAUGUAUUGCACAAGGAAUUCAUGAUUCAGCCUCCUUGGGAUACAGAAAUAGGCAAGGCGUUCAUAAUUCAUUACACAUACGGAUGUGACUAUGAUAUGAAGGGAAAGAUGACCUAUGGAAAAAUUGGAGAGUGGAGAUUCGACAAAAGAUCAUAUGAUAAUACCUGGCCACCGAAGAACCUUUCUCUGCCUCCACCUGGUGUUCCAGAGAGCGUGGUUACUCUGGUAAAAAUGGUGAAUGAAGCUACAGCUAACAUUCCGAACUGGGGUUCUUAGAACUGUGUUGUGAUUGAAGCUAUUCCACUCACGCAAGAUGUAUGAUGGGUUUGUAGUUUGUAGUUUCUAUACCCAUGUUGCACACGAGAAAAUCGUGUUCCCUCCCAAUGAUCAUUGUUAGAAUAUUUGAAACUUUCUUGUAUGCAGUUCCAUCUGUCCUUUAUCCUAUAUGUUCCAAACCUCUGUGUAUAGUUGCAAAUCUAUUCAUAUGCAGUAGGCUGCCAUGUUGAAACUAUUAGUUUACUAGUUGCAGCUCUUCCCAUUGUUAGCGACAAUGAUGGGGGAUCUCAAGUUUUUCGUUAUUUGUUGCUUUCAGAUAGACAAUAUGUUCUGCAUAGAGCAACAAUCUGGAUAACUUCAAGGUUUUGCUUGUGUUAUCAAUUUA